AUGGCCUUCCGACGCGGCAUCCUCGACGAAGACGACCCCAUGGCCGAACCCGACUUUGCCGCCGAACUCGGCGGAGACGUGAUCAUGGGUGGCGAUCCAGCAUCCAGAAACCGCAACGACACGCCGUUCCAGCAGAUGCUGCGGCACUGGCAGAACGAAAGGCAUUCGCCGGAUGUGUUGCCGGGGCAGGAGCCGGUGCUGAAUACGCUUUUGGAUCAUAUAAGGCGACAGAGUAAUACUAUCCAACUGCUACGGAGCGAUCCGGACUCGUCGGAGGACGAGCAUUUUCGGAUUAUGCUGGCGCAGACGGAGAUUGAACGCGUCAAGUUCAUCGUGAGGAGCUAUAUCCGGACUCGGUUCUACAAGAUCGAGAAGUACGCGCAGUAUAUCGUGGGGAACGAGGAGGUGCAUGAACGGUUGUCUCAGACUGAACUUGAUCAUGCGAAACGAUGUGCGAAAGCUAUGGAGAAUCAUCUACAGACGUCUGUACUGCGGUCACUACCAGAAGACCAGCGCGCUCUGGACGACGAGGCAGCCUUCGUUCCUUCCAUGAUCACGGCGCCGGAUAAGCAGAAAGCCGUCUUCGUCCUCGCACUCGAAGAUUGUCCUCCUGUCCGCCUACCAGAUGGGAACUCGCUGACGAUGCUGAAGGGCCACAUCGUAUUAACGCCCUACAUCGUGAUCGAGCAGUUACUAGCACUCGGUAGCGUAGAGCUUAUAUAG
Peniophora sp. CBMAI 1063 is the source of this 723-nucleotide messenger RNA. The record is from the annotation of a GenBank genome assembly. Lineage: Eukaryota; Fungi; Basidiomycota; Agaricomycetes; Russulales; Peniophoraceae.